This is a messenger RNA of Arachis stenosperma, 1807 nucleotides long. Its product is annotated as protein DETOXIFICATION 53-like. Bases 197 to 1807 code for a protein of 536 amino acids. NCBI's taxonomy places the organism in Eukaryota, Viridiplantae, Streptophyta, Magnoliopsida, Fabales, Fabaceae. Gene Ontology annotation, cellular component: membrane. Gene Ontology annotation, biological process: xenobiotic detoxification by transmembrane export across the plasma membrane. Gene Ontology annotation, molecular function: xenobiotic transmembrane transporter activity; antiporter activity. The record is from RefSeq and is a predicted model, not a curated record. The transcript has 3 exons.
UUAGUUCAAAGGGAUUGUUCUCAACUUCCAAAACGCUCUCUGGGCUAUACACAACUAAUUCUUUUGCAGUUACACUCAUGCCAUUGCCAACGAUAGCUGCAAACCUUAACCACAUUCUUCAGUGUCCGUACACAACUUUCUACAGGUUGUUCCUAAAUAUUCCAAUUUUCAAAUCAAAGCUUGUGGAGAAAACAUCAUGUGCACUGGUGCUGAAUCUCGAGGAAAUAUAAAUGGAGAUCCUAUGUUGUCGUCAACAAAGGUUGUUGGAAGAGAUUACAAUGAAGAGAGAAUAAUGAGAACAAGAGAAGGUGGAAAUAAUGAAGUAGCUUCCAACAAUGGCUUCCAUAAUCAUCUCUUUGCUCUUCUCCCCAAUCUUUCUCUAUCCGAGGUGAAAGAAGAGUUGAAAUCAAUUGCUAAGAUUUCAUGCCCAAUAAUAAUGACUAGCCUUAUGAUGUAUUCAAGAUCUGCAAUCUCUUUGUUGUUCUUGGGUCGCCAAGGAAAAGUGGAGUUAGCCGGAGGAUCUUUAGCACUUGGAUUUGCAAACAUAACCGCCAAUUCAGUUCUAAAGGGCCUUACCAUGGGAAUGGACCCAAUUUGUUGUCAAGCAUAUGGAGCUAAAAGAUAUUCACUUCUAAGUCAAACAUUUUUUAGGGCAACAUGUCUCCUUUUAGUUGUUGCCAUGCCAAUUUCAAUUCUGUGGCUAAAUAUGGGACCCCUCCUUCAAUUACUAGGUCAAGAUCCACAAGUCACAAAAGUUGCACAAGUUUACAUGCUUUUUUCAAUUCCUGAACUCCUAGCACAAGCACACCUUAAUCCAUUGAGAACUUUUCUUAGGACACAAGGUUUAACCACACCAAUAACCGUCAUUGCUUCUUUUGCGGCGGUUUUGCACCUACCAAUCAAUUAUUUCUUGACUAUACACUUGAACUUAGGAGUCAAGGGAGUUGCCCUAGCCACCGGAUUAAAUUCCAUUAACAUGAUACUAGGAAUGUUGCUCUAUCUUAUCUUCUCGGAUAAACCCUUGAAGCCUUGGCAAGAAGCUUCGGUUUCCACAGCAUUUCGCGGGUGGAAACCGUUGCUAAACUUGGCCGUGCCGAGUUGCAUUUCGGUUUGUUUGGAGUGGUGGUGGUAUGAAAUCAUGCUCUUUCUUUGUGGCCUAUUGAGUAAUCCACAAGCCACGGUAGCAACAAUGGGCAUUCUAAUUCAAACACUUGCAUUACUCUAUGUGUUUCCAUUUUCACUAAGCAUUGCAUUGACAACAAGAAUUGGUCACUUAUUAGGUGCAAUUCAACCCAACAAAGCAAAGACUAGUGCCAUAAUUGGUUUCACUAUAGCAAUUAUUUCAAGCAUCAUAGCAUUCAUUUUCUUAAUGUUUGUGAGAAGAAAUUGGGGUAAGCUCUUCACUGAUGAGACACAAAUCAUUGAUAUGGUAAUAAAUGUGCUUCCAAUAUUAGGGUUGUGUGAGAUUUGCAAUUGGCCACAAACAGUUUCAUGUGGGAUAUUAUCCGGUACGGCACGCCCUUACUUAGGUGCUAGGAUUAAUUUGUGUGCAUUCUACUUAAUUGGUUUGCCUGUGGCUAUUUUUGCAACAUUUGUGCACAAAUUUGAAUUGGUGGGGCUAUGGUUUGGAAUGUUAGCAGCACAAAUUUCAUGUGUUUGUAUGAUGAUAUACACAUUGGUAAGAACAGAUUGGAGUCACCAAACUAAGAGGGCAGUGGAGUUAUCAUCUCAAAUAACUACUACUGAAGAGGAGAUAAGUAUUAGUGUAAAUGAUGAGGAAAGUGGGUUACUUAAUUCUGAUCUAUGA